Humulus lupulus (European hop) is the source of this 441-nucleotide messenger RNA. RefSeq lists its product as uncharacterized. The record is from RefSeq and is a predicted model, not a curated record. The coding region runs from base 1 to 441 and encodes 146 amino acids. Lineage: Eukaryota; Viridiplantae; Streptophyta; Magnoliopsida; Rosales; Cannabaceae. The transcript is spliced from 2 exons.
AUGGGGCGUGUGAAGUAUACUGUUCACAGAAAGAAGAGAACAGCAAAUUCUCCUUCUAACCAGCCUGCCCCUCACACCGAGGAGCCUUCUACAAAUCCCAAACCUGUAAACACUGUACCACUCGAAAUCCAAACUAAAGCCCAACCUCGCGACGACCUAUGCCAGAGGUCGAAUGACAUGCCUUCCAACGACGCAUUUGAUCUGUACAGCCAACCCAAAACCACUGCUCCUGCGAGCAGGAAGAAGGGAAGCAAGCGGCAUCCUGGGGAAAGCAGUAGCGAUCCCUCAAAGAAAAGGGUCAUGACUAAGGAUCCUCCUACACCCAUUCCUUCCAAAGAAACUACUCAUCCACCAGCUCCCGUCGACCAGACUCCUCCACCAGCUUCCGUCGACCCAACGCCUCCUGACCAGCAGGAAAAACUCAGGCCGAGGCUGUUUUGA